This is a messenger RNA of Fonsecaea pedrosoi CBS 271.37, 828 nucleotides long. RefSeq lists its product as uncharacterized. The record is from RefSeq and is a predicted model, not a curated record. Lineage: Eukaryota; Fungi; Ascomycota; Eurotiomycetes; Chaetothyriales; Herpotrichiellaceae. Gene Ontology annotation, biological process: protein acetylation. The transcript has 3 exons. Bases 1 to 828 code for a protein of 275 amino acids. Gene Ontology annotation, molecular function: N-acetyltransferase activity.
AUGCGCAUCAACGAACAUACUUGCGUCUCCACGACGAAAGUGGUUUUGGUACCCUAUUCGGCGCACCAUGUGCCCAAAUACCACGGAUGGAUGAAGGAUCCUGAAAUCCAAGAAGCCACGGCGUCUGAACCCCUGACGCUUGAAGAAGAAUAUACCAUGCAACGCAGCUGGCGCGAGGAUGGGGAUAAAUUGACCUUUAUCGUCUGUCAAAACCACACCCGUGCCGACACCGAUGGGGGAGAGUGUCAAGAGAGCAGCGAUGGAGAGACUCAGCGCGAGGUCGACGCCAUGGUCGGAGACGUGAACCUCUUCAUCUCCACCGCUCCGGUCCAAGACGACUCCGUGCAGGGCGAGGGCGGGGGCGAGGGCGAGAUCCUCAUGGCAGGCGAACUCGAACUCAUGAUCGCAGAGACGGCCCAUCAACGCAAGGGGUACGGCCGAGCCGCGCUGCUCGCGUUUCUCAAGUACAUUACACAACACGAGCGCGAGAUCCUGGCUGAAUUCCAGGACUACUCUCACCCUGGACCUACUCCUGGUUCUCCCACCACCACAACCACCACGAUCCCCGGACAACAAGCCCACUUCACGCACCUGUCCGUGAAAAUCGGCGGCACGAACCUCCGGAGCAUUGCCCUCUUUGAGAGUCUGGCGUUCCGCAAGACGGGCGAGAACCCGAAUUACUUUGGCGAGUACGAGCUGCGUCUGUCGCGCGCGGAACUGGGGGAUCUGAUCGCGCGUGUCGAGGGUAAUCAUGAUGCGCUGGCGGACACGGCAGAGCGCAAGGGGUUACUGGUGGGGUAUCGCGAGGCGCGGUAUUCGUGCCAUUAA